ACUACAGAAGCUAAUGGCGGAAUCUUCAUCACUACGUUGUUAAGCGUUAUUGUUUAUACGACACCUUUCCGAAUCAUUUAUAAGCCACUUGGGCAACUUUCCUCAACAAGUACAUGUAGAAGACUUAGAAACCUGCUUAAGUUUGUACUUUCCAAGUUUCAUGGAAGACAUGAUGUUUUAUGAUUUGCUAAGGACAAAUUAGUGUUUUUGCUGUUGACCAAAGAAUUGUUAAUGUGCAUGUGUACCAUAACUUUCGCUCAAGUUCUGAAAGCAGCCUACCAUACUAUCCAUCAUGUCUGGUAGCGGAAGUAGAGGAUCAUCAAGUAAAAGUCGAAACAGACCAUGUUGUGCUUGGUGUGAAGAAGCUAGAAGGGAUCUUCGAUUUUCAGUCACAGUUGGUCAUACAAAGAAGGAAUUCUGUUCAGAGUCAUGUCUUGCAGAAUUUAAAAAAGCAUAUUUAAAGGUAUCUUGCACAUUAUGUGACAGUGUGAUCCAUGGGUCUCCUGUAAGGUUAGAAGAACAAGGUCAUGUGAAAGAUUUUUGUAGCACUGACUGUCUGCAGAAACACAGACUAAAAGAAUGCAGUAAUCCCCAGUCACUGUCAGACAAGCCUAAAGGAAAGCAGUCAAAUGGUGCACAGUAUCAGUAUGAAAGUACAGGUUACUUUGACUGGGCUGAAUAUCUUAAAGAAACAAGUUCAGAUGCAGCACCUGCUUCUUGCUUCAAGCAGCAUCCACAGCCACCAACUAAUGAGUUUAAAGUUGGUAUGAAACUGGAAGCUCUGGAUCCUAGAAAUGUAACCUCUACGUGUAUAGCAACAGUUGUGGGUAUCCAGGGUCCCCGUCUGCGUCUAAGAUUAGAUGGAGGAGACAACAAAAAUGAUUUCUGGCGACUAGUAGACUCGUCAGAGAUACAUCCUAUUGGUCACUGUGAGAAAAAUGGUGGAAUGUUGCAGCCUCCUCUAGGGUUUCGAAUGAAUGCUUCAUCCUGGCCCAUGUUUUUAUUGAAAACUUUGAAUGGGGCAGAAAUUGCACCAGCCAAAAUAUUCAAAAAGGAACCAUUGACACCAAAAUCUAAUAACUUUAAAGUGGGCAUGAAGUUAGAAGCCUUGGACAGGAAAAACCCGCAUCUGGUGUGCCCAGCUACAGUGGCAACUGUGAAGGAUGAUAUGAUUUUUGUUGCUUUUGAUGGCUGGAGAGGAGCCUUUGACUACUGGUGCAAGGUUGAUUCAAGGGAUAUCUUUCCUGUGGGCUGGUGUAAAGCAAGUGGCCAUCCUCUUCAACCUCCAGGGUAUAAAGCUUUGCCAGGAAGUAAGCCAAAGACACAGGCCAAAGUUAAUAUUCCCCAGUCUGUACCUCCAGUCCCUCCUCCUCGACCUCCAUCGCCUCGCAACACCCAGAGCCCAAGUAGCAGCACUCGAGCAAGGACUUCUACCAACAGCAGUCAGAACUCCGAUCCUAGUAGUAGCACUCGAACAAGAACUUCUACCAACAAUAGUCAGCAAUCUGACAAACAGUCAAACUCUGCAACAUCUGUGUCAGCUGAUUCAGAAGAAGACUCAAAGCGGCCUCGGUCACCGAAUGUGUUAGUUACAGAACCAGACACAAGCACUGUUGCAAAACAAAAUCCCACUGUAUGUGUAUUUGUAAACCAUUCCUGUACUUGUGGACCUCAUUUGGAUCCUCGAAAAGUUACUCAGCUUCCAAUCCAAUUUGGACCUGGCUCCAUGAAUCGAGUCCUGCGAGAAGCCAUUCAGGCCUGUGUCGACUGUGCAAAUAACGAAAAAAGUGUUUUUAACCUUCUCAGACCUGGAGAUGGAAAAGUUAUCAUUACAGCUGUCUUUGAUGGAAAAACCAACACCUGUUGCUUACCUCCUGUUGAUAAAAUAUCGACUUUUUGGAGUUUUUUGGAAAAUCUUUUUGAAGACUUAUUAUGCUGUGAAAAUUUUUAUACAAGCCAACCCUUGGAAGGUGGUUGUAACAAAUGUAAUACUAAGAGUCUUGUAAAGAGAGAAGAAACGGGUAGUUAUCAAUCUACAGUUGAACCUUCCAGUCAGAAACGUCGAUGGUCCUCAGAAUCAUCAGACUCUGGAGUUCGUUACCUAUCCUUAGGGCACAAACCUGGUAAAAUCUCCAGAACUAGUAGCGUGAAAGAGACUGAAGCAAGCUCCACUACUCCUGUACCAGAAAAGCCUCCUCAGAGCCCAUCAGAAUGGGGUAUUGAAGAUGUGAUUCGUUAUAUAACAAGCUCAGACCAGGGACUUGGUGUUCAUACAGACUUGUUCCGCAGACAUGAAAUUGAUGGGAAAGCACUGAUGCUAUUAAACAGUGACAUGAUGAUGAAGUACAUGGGGUUGAAGCUUGGACCCGCCCUCAAAAUAUGCAACCUCAUAAAUAAACUGAAAGCUUGUUACAUCUAAAAGACUACUAUAUUGGCAUUUCAAAUGGAUCUCUUUGAAACAUUUUGCCAAAAAAUUGGGUAUAAGAAUACAUGGACAACCUGAAAAAAAAUAUCAUCAAUAUUCUUUGUGUGUGCAAGUACAUAAGCUCUUUUUCAGUUUUUUUCAAUGAAACCGAGUCAUGGCUUAAGUAAAGAACUAUCUACAGUCUACAAAAAUGUGCAUGAUUACUGAAAAUUCUCUCCAUUUAGAUAAGCAAGAUUUUAUUUAUAUACAUUUGUGAGUUUACUCGUUCUUUUUUAUGAUGUCACUGUGACACGUCAUAUAUAACAAAACUUAUUUAGAUACUUAUGUUUGUCUUAUUACUCUUCCUUAACCUAAGCUACCUGUUUGAUAAGUUCUAUGUGAUAAUUUUAAUCAUGGGUGCUAAGAUUACCUUGUCCUAGUGUAAGCAGUAAACAAUACGAGAUAAAACAAAUGUACGAUUGCUUGAUGUAAAUAUAAGUUUACCUGAUUCUUUCACAACUAGAUAAUGUCUGUUGUAUUUGUAUUGCUUAGUUUUGUUGAAAAAAUCACAUGCUAUCAUAAUUGGAAGUACAGAAAGAUUCAAUACACAGUAGGUAAAGUUAGGAUUUUAAGUUCAAAACUAGAGUUAGGGAAGUUUUAUUUUUCUGUGUAAUAUAUUUUGAGGAGAUAGUACAAUUUAGAGGCCCCGUAUUUUUUUCUGAAGUUUUUGUUUCAUCAUGUAGAGGAGGAGUAGAUAGUUUUUUUUUCUUGAUUGUUUUGUUCUGCCCUGUUACAUAAUAUUCAAAACAUGUUUGGGCUCUGAAUAAACAACAAAGUUUGUGUUGAUAAUCAGAUGUUUUGCCAAUAUAUUUUUGUUGAAUUAUAAGUGGUUACUUAUCACUUUUUUUUAAGAAUUGAGACAGAAGCAGAAUAAUCCAUUAUACAUGCAUCAAGCAUUUUUUUGUUUGAAUCAUGUGUAAAAAUCUCCGUUGAAUAUUAUUUUUUCUAUGUAUAGAUUACAUUUCUCUGAUUUUAUUUUAUUUGUACAUAUUGGUUUCAGAAUAAAUCAGCCCACAAUGUUCUUUAACCACUGUUUAACAGAAUACUUGUAACAAAGAAUAUGUAGCUUACUAAAAUAAUUAGACUAUAUUCAUCACUAAUUCUGAUACAUUAACAGAAUAUUAAAUUAUGUAAGAAGAGUUCCACUUAAUAGUUCUGUGUGAAAAUUAAGUGACUUGUUUGAUGGGCCAGAUGAGGCUUUGAGAAUUCAAAGUCAAUGAAAUAUGCACUUUGACUGUACAAAUCUGCAUUAAACAAAUUGUAAUGCCUUCAGAAGUGUUUAUUAAUUUCAGAUAAAAUAAUUUAAUGAACCUAAAUCAAGGGAGCUGGCAUCUCAAACAGGUCACCACACUCCAAAGUUUGCUGCACUAAACAUAAGUUUAGAUGUUCUUGGUACCUAGAGACCCACGGCUUUCAAAAUGGCAGCAUGUUAUUAAGUAUUUGUGUAUAUAUGCAUAUCAAUCCACAAACUAUGCAUAUUAUAAACUGUUUUUUGUUUUAGACUAUUAAAGUCAUACAAAGUUGUUGGAUAUACAUGUGGUGAACAGUAGGUUGCUACCCAGUUGUUUAUGGAAAAUUAUUUUGAUGAUACCUAGCCAGUAAGUAAAAGCCUGUGAUUUUUUUUUCUCAUAUUUCUGACAUAGAAUUAUUUUCUGUAUUCGAUUAAGUCUUAGUUUGAAAAUUAUUUGUGGGUAACAUUUUUAUUUCUUAGUGUUUAUUUAAUGUGUGUGUAAAGUUGAAAAUCAGAAGUGUUAAAAAGUUUUCUUUUUUCUUGUGUAUUUUUUCAGCAGGUCAUAGUGUUACUGUAGCUUUUCUCUGGAUAUAAAUGCUGGACCUAAGGUGGUAAAAGAUGUUGUUCCUUCCCGUGCAUGGUAAUUAAAUACCAUAGGUCCAGUUAUGCACAGUUCAGUGUAUAUGCUUUACACUUCAAUAUACCAUAAAAACGGAUUUAAUACUAAGUGAGUUUUAAGAGAUGUAUCCAGUUCAUUAGCUGUAAGCAGUUUGUGCAUGAAGACUGGAGAGGAUAGUAGUUUUGAAACGGAUAAAAUGUUUUCUUUGAAAUAUUUUUAUUUCGCUAAGAGUCUUACGUACAUAAUGAUUAAACUAUUGUUAAUUAAUACUCCUUAUUUUCUUUUCUUCAUUCAUAUUUUCCUGAUAUUUGAGUUAUAUUUAAGGGGUUUUAUUUUAAACUUGAAUUUUGUAACGAACGAAGCCCCUAUACAUUUUUAACGUAAAAGUAUAUUUUGUAGAUGAUUUUAAGGUUUUUGAUAAAUCUUGUGUCUUUCUGGUUUGUAGUUCUUAGAAUAUCUCAGUUAUUUUGAAGGACGAUUAUUAUUCAUAAAACGUUUUACAGCAUUUUCCUUCAUAUUUUUUAAAGACACACGGUUGCUUCGAACACAAGUCAUCAUCAGUAGUGCCAUGUAAUUGUCUAAUCUGGUACUAUUUACAAAUAAAGCUUUUUCUUUUAUUGGCGUUUUAAUUAUAUAGCAUGAUUCAUGAAUAAACGUGGCACUAUUCAAGAAAUUAACAGAUGGCGCUGCAUCAGCCAUAUUCAGACCGUGUGCCUUUAUACUACAUAAAAUCAUCCCAGAGGUCAGACUUCUAUUUUUCUAUGAUUGUUUGCUGAAAAACACCUUUCUGUCUUUCACUCAUUUAUGGGAUAUUGUAAAUAAACCUAGAUUGUCUUAUUUUUGUGUGUAAACAUCUCACUGGCACCAAAAUGUUGGUGGUUACUAGUAGGAUACAAAUUAAAUGAAACUGGCACCUAAUGUUUGAACAAA
Molecule: messenger RNA, 5244 nt
Organism: Limulus polyphemus (Atlantic horseshoe crab)
Lineage: Eukaryota; Metazoa; Arthropoda; Merostomata; Xiphosura; Limulidae
Product: polycomb protein SCMH1-like
Exons: 15
Coding region: 293-2419 (708 amino acids)
Biological process (GO): regulation of DNA-templated transcription
Cellular component (GO): nucleus
Molecular function (GO): protein binding
Source: RefSeq, a predicted model, not a curated record